This is a messenger RNA of Epinephelus lanceolatus (giant grouper), 651 nucleotides long. The record is from RefSeq and is a predicted model, not a curated record. Lineage: Eukaryota; Metazoa; Chordata; Actinopteri; Perciformes; Serranidae.
AGCCGACCAACAUGUUGGAUGUCAGAGCCAUUCUGUGGUUGGAGAACUACCUGCAGACGUGGCAGUCGACCAUCUUGGUCGUCUCUCAUGACAGGAACUUCCUUAACGCCGUGGUAACGGACAUCAUCCACCUGCACUCCCAGAGGCUGGACAGUUACCGUGGCGACUAUGAAAACUUUAUUAAAACCAAAGAAGACAGACUGAAGAACCAGCAGAGAGAGUACGAAGCCCAGCUACAGUACAGACAACAUAUACAGGUACUACUACUGCAGUACAACGUAUACAGUUUAUCUUUACUCAUCAGGAACCUGAAGAUCGGUUACUUCAGUCAGCAUCAUGUGGACCAGCUGGACCUGAACGUCUGCUCUGUGGAGCUGCUGCUCAACCGCUUCCCUGGUCGGACGGAGGAGGAGUACCGCCACCAGCUGGGAGGUUACGGAAUCACCGGAGAGCUCGCCACGAGGCCGGUGGCCAGUCUGUCUGGAGGGCAGAAAAGCCGAGUGGCCUUCGCACAGAUGACCAUGCCAUGUCCAAACUUCUACAUCCUGGACGAGCCGACGAACCACCUGGACAUGGAGACCAUCGAGGCUCUGGCUAAAGCUCUCAACAAGUUCAGAGUGAGUCGGUGACAUCAUCAGAUGUCUAAUUGGU